AUGUUCGAGAAGAAGCCAUCUUACAAAAAAUACAAGUUGCAAAUCAUUGAAUUCAACCUGGCAAUGUACAACUUCUUUGUAAAGGGAGGAAGACACCUUGAGACGAAAAAGAAGUCCCAAUAUUACGACAAUUUCACACCAGAUAAACUGGAUACGAUGGAAAGUGAGCACAACUACAUCCAAUACAUCUUUCCAGUAAUGAGAUUUUCAGACUAUCAGGAAGAAAAGGUGAUGGUUAGAACAGUAGCCAGAAUUCUAGUCAAAAGGCCAGUUGUAUUGCAGACAAUUCGGGAUUUCACGGUGACAUUUGCCGAUUUUCUGAUUGCCAAGGGGAAAAAAGAGGGAAAUUGGUUCAUGCAUGGAAAUCACAACAAAAACAGAAUAUCAAGGGUGUUUAUGUGCUGUAAACUAUUUGGCCUUGAAAAGCAACUGACUGAUUUCCAGUAUGCACUAACAAAUAUCCUUGGAUACGACUACAUGAAUGAUGAUUCAAGCAAGAGAAAGUACCAAAAAGUGCUUCAAACCAGAAGAAUAAAUUAA
Messenger RNA from Enterospora canceri, 540 nucleotides. NCBI's taxonomy places the organism in Eukaryota, Fungi, Microsporidia, Enterocytozoonidae. The record is from the annotation of a GenBank genome assembly.